GGAGCUCAUUGCAAAAGUAGCCCUUGUCACAUGAACUUUUAGACACGUUUUACUCGAUUGCACCUAUUGCCAACUGCGGAGAUCAUGUUGUAAUGAUGAAAUGACCGUCAAGUUAGUCUACCCUGAGUAGCCCUGAGAGGAAUUGCUUUAUAGAGUUUACAUUCAUGAUACUGGGUACGCUCAAGGAAGAGCUUUGGAGAUUGCAUAGGUUCAUGUGACAAGGGCUACUUUUGCAAUGAGCUCCUCAAGUGUUUCAUCCAGAAAUUAUCCAUCCUCAUUAGUCUGUGAUCAUUUCCUCGCACCUUAUCAAAGUUUUGAAAAAUUCACUGAUUAUUUGCCAUGUGAUGUGAAGUGAAUGUUAAAGAAUGAAUUAAUCAAGUAUUACUGCAUUAAUUGAAGUCUUAAUUAUCAUAUUCCCAUAAAGUAUACAUUCAUUUGUAUUGCAUUUCGUACCCAACUCAAUAUCAUUCGCGUAAAAUGGAAAGCGCCGUAGGUAACCUGUCACCGUCCCAGAAAGAUGAGCUAAUGGAUCAAGUUAAACAGCAAAUUGCCAUUGCAAAUGCUCAAGAACUACUUACGGAUAUGACGAAGAAAUGUUUUAAUAAAUGUGUAGUCAAACCAGGUUCAUCGCUGGAUAGUUCAGAACAAAAAUGCGUUGCUAUGUGCAUGGAUCGUUUCAUGGAUUCAUGGAAUCUAGUCUCUAGAACGUACGGUAAACGGAUAGAAAGCGAGCACAAUCGACAGUGAUGCUAGUUUCGUGUGAUGUGUGUUCCAAUUUUGAAUGUAGUUGGUUUGUAAGAGGCUUUUUGUUAAUUAUUGUAAGAUUUAUCGAGACGUUUUUGUGAUAUUUCAGACAUCAGAGUCAAAAUACUGUCAUUUUAUGUUGUAUGUUUUUUUUCUUUUUUAAAACGUCUCAAAUGAUGAUUAAGGUGUCUAAAUGAUGUAGGUAUGUUAAUUAGUAGAAGAUACUAAGUAUUCUGCUUCAAUGUUUUUCUUCCUCCAAAAUACACAUUAGAAGAAUUUA
This is a messenger RNA of Planococcus citri (citrus mealybug), 1024 nucleotides long. RefSeq names its product mitochondrial import inner membrane translocase subunit Tim13. The record is from RefSeq and is a predicted model, not a curated record. The transcript has 3 exons. The coding region runs from base 478 to 747 and encodes 89 amino acids. NCBI's taxonomy places the organism in Eukaryota, Metazoa, Arthropoda, Insecta, Hemiptera, Pseudococcidae.